AUCAGUGGCUCCUCCCCAACAAAGACAGUCGUGCCUCUGCAGCCGGAUUCACCUGUGAAAUCUGGUCCAGCAACAGCAGUCAGUUGCACCACCAGGGGCAAAAACCUGAGCAAGCAGGACAAGGGAAGACUUAUCAAAGAACUGAGCUCCAUUGGACACCAUGGCCUCCACUCUCUCCGUGCGCAGCUACUCUGUGCGUCAGCCCUCCUUCUCCAGCAUGUCUGUGAGGGACAGCGGACGCAGCUUCCGGCCCAAACCCUCCGUCUCCCCGCUGUCCACCGGCGGCACGUUGUCCCUGUCCCGCUCCUUCUCUGUGGGCAACGGCCUCAACAUGCUGGCCACCAACCUCUCCUACAACGGCCUCGGCGUCGGCACCAGCGAGAAGGAGACCAUGCAGGGCCUGAACGACCGGCUGGCCAACUACCUGGACAAGGUUCGGUCGCUGGAGAGGUCCAACGCUGAGCUGGAGGUCCAGAUCAAGCAGCUGAUGCUGGAGAGAGCGCCGAAGGGACACGACAUCGAGGGCAUGAUGGCACAGGCGCAUGCCAUCGGACAGGAGGUCAGGAAGAAGACGCUGGAGAACGCCCGCAUUAUGCUGGAGAUUGAUAACGCCAAGCUGGCAGCCGACGACUUUAGGGUCAAAUGGGAGGCGGAGGCCACCUUGUGCCAGUCGGUAGAGAGGGAUUGUCAGGCUCUGAGGAGAGCGAAGUCGGACCAUGACCAGAUUAUCGCCACUCUGCGAGGAGACCUGGACAGCCUGAAGGAGGAACUCUACUUCCUCAAGAAGAAUCAUGACGAGGAGAUGAGCUCGGUGAAGCUGCGUCUGGCCAAUGAGCAGGUGAACGUGGAGGUGGAUGCAGCUCAGGGUCCUGAUCUGGGGGCCAUCCUGGCUGAGCUCAGGGUCCAGUAUGAGGGCAUCGCUCGCAAGAACAAGGAGGAGGCUGAGGCCUGGUACCUCAAGAAGCUGGAGGCAGUUCAGUCGGAGGUCAAAGAAAGCAAUGAGGCUUUGCGUUGUGCUCAAAGUGAGCUCAGUGAGAGGCGACGUUUCCUGCAGGCUCUGGAGGUCGAACUCGACAGUCUUCGCAAACAGGUCGCCGUGUUGGAGGGAAACCUGGGAGAAACGGGACACAAGUACUCUGUGGAGAUGGACCGUCUUCAGGCCACGCUGACGCAGCUGGAGGACGAGUUAUCUCAGCUGCGUCUCGACAUGCAGCGCAACAAGACCGACUACGAGCAGCUGCUGCGCAUCAAGCAGAACCUGGAGAUGGAGAUCGCCACCUACAGGAGGCUGCUGGAAGGAGAAGAAACGGUGAAAGAAACACCUCUGCCUCCUAAAAAAGACCCUGAAGUGAGGACCAGGAAGAUCGUAAAAGUCGUCACCCAGACAAUGAUCAACGGCAAAGUGGUCGACGAGUCUAGUGAGGUGGAGCAGAUCGAGGAGCGCAAAAAAUGAGCCAAAGAGUGUUGAGACGAAGCAGCAGUUAAAUCCAAAGUGCUUGCUGACUGGAUCAAAUUAACUUCUAUCUUAUUUAGUCUUCACGUUUUAAUUCCUCUGUCUUGUCAAAAAUAUACUAAAAAACGAAUUGGAUAUUAAAUAUACAGUCCAGUUUAACCGUCUUCACUACAUACAUUUACUCUGUACUGUACCUUACCACAGUUUUGAGGUAUUUAUACUUUACUAGAGUGUUUCAUGGUUCUGCUGCUGCUCAGUUCUUCUUAUUCCACUAUAUUUUGCAGGUUACAGUUUUACAUGAUCAAUGUGAUGCACUGUUCUUUUCAGUCUUUAACUGAACCUCUAAAGUCUUAAUUUCUUAAAAGAGACAAAUAGCAAUAAAAAAUCUGACAUUUC
This is a messenger RNA of Amphiprion ocellaris (clown anemonefish), 1849 nucleotides long. Its product is annotated as keratin, type I cytoskeletal 18-like. The transcript is spliced from 9 exons. NCBI's taxonomy places the organism in Eukaryota, Metazoa, Chordata, Actinopteri, Pomacentridae. Gene Ontology annotation, molecular function: structural molecule activity. The coding region runs from base 161 to 1453 and encodes 430 amino acids. The record is from RefSeq and is a predicted model, not a curated record.